GUUGCAACGCAACGAGCCUCUUCCUCUUUCUUCUUCUUGCGCCGGCCGCCCCGGUUUUUUCUUUUAUCCCCUCCCCGGCCGCCUCCGAUCACCACUGUCCUCGCGUUUCUUGGGGAUCUCGUCGUCGCUGCUCAUGGCCUGGCGCCUCGCCAUCUCUAAGGCUGCAAGGCAUCGGUCAACAAAUGCGAUUUACAAUGAGCUAGCGGCUUCCUUUCCUUUCAGGGCACCUAGAAGCGAUACUGGUGCAGGUAACGUGCUUAGAAAUUUGCACAAGAGGUACAGGUCAAGCUAUGUUGGUAGCUUCGCUGCACGCAGGAUACGGGACCUGGACACACCGAGUGAAUCUUCUCUGCUUAAAGAUAUUUACAGUAGCAAUCCAGAAAGAGUUAUACAAAUCUUUGAAAGCCAGCCUUCACUACAUUCUAACAAUUCAGCUCUUUCUGAGUACAUAAAAGCUCUUGUUAGUGUUGACAGGCUGGAGGAUAGCCCCCUGCUUAAAACAUUGCAAAGAGGAUUUGCUAGUUCAGCAAUGGCGGAAGAAAUCCAUACUGGUAUUCCUGCAUUCCAGAGUGUUGGUCAGCUGACUAAAGAUGGAGCUCUUGGUACCGCUAGUGCGCCAAUUCACAUGGUUACCGCAGAAACUGGUCAAUUUAAGGAGCAGCUUUGGAAAACCUUCCGAAGCAUUGCACUUACUUUCCUCGUAAUCUCCGGCAUUGGGGCUCUCAUUGAAGAUAGAGGAAUUAGCAAAGGCCUUGGUUUGAACGAAGAGGUUCAGCCGAGCAUGGAUUCAAGCACAAAGUUCAGUGAUGUCAAGGGAGUUGAUGAAGCUAAAGCUGAACUUGAGGAAAUUGUUCACUACCUACGAGAUCCCAAGCGUUUUACACGCCUUGGUGGCAAGCUUCCUAAAGGGGUUUUGCUGGUCGGCCCACCUGGAACGGGAAAAACCAUGCUGGCAAGGGCUAUCGCUGGGGAAGCUGGUGUUCCUUUCUUUUCAUGCAGUGGUAGUGAAUUUGAGGAGAUGUUUGUGGGUGUUGGGGCCAGAAGAGUGAGAGACCUCUUCAACGCAGCAAAGAAGCGAUCUCCUUGCAUAAUAUUCAUUGAUGAAAUCGACGCGAUUGGUGGGAGUAGAAAUCCAAAGGAUCAACAGUAUAUGAAGAUGACCUUGAACCAGUUGCUUGUUGAGCUGGAUGGCUUUAAGCAGAAUGAUGGAAUAAUUGUAAUUGCAGCAACUAACUUCCCUCAGUCACUAGAUAAAGCACUUGUUAGGCCUGGGCGUUUUGACCGUCACAUUGUGGUUCCUAAUCCAGAUGUUGAGGGCCGACGGCAGAUCCUGGAGACUCAUAUGUCAAAGGUCUUAAAAGCUGAUGAUGUGAAUCUGAUGACCAUUGCAAGGGGCACACCUGGAUUCUCAGGUGCAGACCUUGCGAACUUGGUGAAUGUAGCUGCCCUGAAGGCAGCUAUGGAUGGGGCAAAAGCAGUUACAAUGCACGACCUUGAAUAUGCGAAGGACAGGAUCAUGAUGGGCAGCGAGCGCAAAUCAGCAGUGAUAUCUGAUGAGUGCAGGAAAAUGACGGCGUACCAUGAGGGAGGGCAUGCCCUGGUUGCUAUUCACACGGAGGGUGCUCACCCUGUUCACAAGGCUACUAUUGUUCCCAGGGGAACGGCUCUUGGCAUGGUUACACAGCUGCCGGAGAAGGAUCAGAACAGUGUUUCAAGAAAGCAGAUGCUGGCAAGAUUGGAUGUCUGCAUGGGAGGAAGGGUGGCCGAGGAGCUUAUAUUUGGGGAAAGUGAGGUAACCUCUGGGGCUUCAUCUGAUCUAAGGCAAGCGACCUGGCUGGCACGAGCGAUGGUCACCAAGUAUGGUAUGAGUGAGCGAGUGGGCCUUGUUUCCUACAACUACGAUGAUAAUGGGAAUACUAUGAGCACACAAACAAGAGGUCUGAUUGAGCAGGAGGUGAAGGAAAUUUUGGAGAGGGCGUACAAUAACGCAAAAACGAUUCUCACAACACACGAUAAGGAGCUUCACAUGCUAGCAAACGCCCUUCUUGAGCAGGAAACCCUCUCUGGAGCCCAGAUCAAGAAAUUACUGGCACAGGUAAACAAGAAGAGAAAGCAGCAGAAGGCUGCUGAAGUGCCGCAGAAAACGCCGACUGCCCCCCAAUCACCAGCUGCAGCAGCUCAAGAAGCAGCCACGGGAGUUGUGGGUGCAGCGGCGGCGGAAGCCAAGGGGGUUGCGGGUAUUGGAUCAUAGUGGAGCCGGGACAGGCAGGGUUGGCAUUUUUUCCACUCACCAAAUUAGCAGGUUGUGUGGCAUAAUCUGAUGGGCCAAGAAGGCUAUGAUAUAAGCUGGAGUCUCUAUGAUGAGCAGGGUUUUAGUCCCAACAAUUGUUGUUCCAGGAGCCUCAAGAUGUCGCUAAUAUUGAAGCAGGGACCUGGAUGUAGGACGGUGUUGCAUAUGUGAAUCAUGACCCCUCUUAUUCAAUCCUAGCACAUGCUAGCAUAACCCCUCUUAUUCAAUCGUAGCACAUGCUAGCAUAAGUUUAUAUUGUUUGACGCGCAGCAGUAGGCGCUCCUGCGAUGAUGUUGGUAUUCUCUAAUACCUGAAGCGUACGUCAUGUAAAUUGGGAGGACGAGAGCAUGAAAGCUUGGAUUGGAUACAGCAUGAACAUGAAACGGAUUAUUUUUUACAUUUUCUAACAUUAAUAUUUAAAUAAAUAUAUCUUUGAUAAAAAGAAUUAUAAGAA
This is a messenger RNA of Phragmites australis (common reed), 2744 nucleotides long. RefSeq names its product ATP-dependent zinc metalloprotease FTSH 5, mitochondrial-like. Gene Ontology annotation, biological process: proteolysis. Gene Ontology annotation, molecular function: metalloendopeptidase activity; ATP-dependent peptidase activity; ATP hydrolysis activity. The transcript is spliced from 7 exons. Lineage: Eukaryota; Viridiplantae; Streptophyta; Magnoliopsida; Poales; Poaceae. The record is from RefSeq and is a predicted model, not a curated record. The coding region runs from base 134 to 2251 and encodes 705 amino acids. Gene Ontology annotation, cellular component: membrane; chloroplast thylakoid.